Messenger RNA from Rana temporaria (common frog), 735 nucleotides. It is a transcript of the gene LYZ, whose product is annotated as lysozyme. The transcript is spliced from 4 exons. Lineage: Eukaryota; Metazoa; Chordata; Amphibia; Anura; Ranidae. Gene Ontology annotation, molecular function: lysozyme activity. The record is from RefSeq and is a predicted model, not a curated record. The coding region runs from base 58 to 516 and encodes 152 amino acids.
AUAAAUACGGUAAAUCGCUUAUAGCUCUCCAUUACAUUUGUUGCCAUAUCAUCAGUCAUGAGGUCUCUGAGGCAAAUCAUAGGAGUCCUUUUCCUAACAAUUGCAUUAGUCGAUGCAAAACAGUAUGAGAGAUGUGAACUUGCAAAAGCCAUGAAAAUUCUGGGUCUGGAUGGAUAUCGAGGAUACAGCCUGCCAAACUGGGUUUGCACAGCUUUCUACGAGAGUUCCUUUAACACAAACAGCGUAAACUUCAACCCUGGAGACAACAGCACUGAUUACGGUAUUAUUCAAAUAAACAGCCAUUGGUGGUGUAAUGAUUACAAGACUCCGAGAGCCCACAAUGCUUGCAACAUUGAUUGCUCAGCCCUCCUAUCCAAUGACAUCUCAUCAUCUGUGAAAUGCGCAAAACGUGUUGUGAGGGAUCCCAAUGGUAUGAAUGCAUGGGUUGGAUGGAGAAACCAUUGCAAAGGAAAAGAUUUGUCUGCAUGGAUUCAAGGCUGCGGGCUUGACUUUUAAAACACACUGUAACUGAAUCCUUGCGAGUGUACAUUUUUCUGUUGCUUGAAUAGCCCUAUAUUGUAGUCCCCAUCCUAUCCUGUAUUCAUAGCAAUCACCUGUUUUGCUGCAGUAAAGUAAAGUUGUUUAACCACUUCAAUACUGGGCACUUUCCCCCCUUCCUGCCCAAGCCAAUUUUCAGCUUUCAUCGCUGUCGCUUUUUAAAUGACAAUUGCGCAG